AUGGGGUUUUGUUGUUUUUGUAAGAAAAUAGAGAAAAUACAUUCGUCGUUGCAUUUCUUCAAGUUUCCAAAGCAAAAUUACAAGGAAUGGAUGAAAAAUAUGGGUCGAGAAGAUUGGAUACCAAAGAAGCAUGAUACCUUGUGCUCGGAUCACUUUACCAUUGAUUCUUUUGACUACGGAGAAUAUCGGGUUCGAUUAAGAAAAGGAGCUCUACCAACAAUAUUUGGACUGCUCGAUAAUGGCAAAAACCGUCAUAAAGAAGCGGUCAUUUCCCCGCAACAAAUAACCAAGUGCAGAGACAUCAACUUGGGUUUCGAAUCAGACACAAGGACUUUGAUGCCAAUGGUAUACACUGAGACAUCAGAGAGUCCUUCGUGCGCAUUCUCUGGUUCUGAUUGUGAGCAAAGCAUUGAUGUGAAUGAUACAGAAGACUCAUAUGGUAAGGAUAAAAUACUGCCAACUUCGUUGAUUGAAGUGGUAACGUUGCAUACUGCAUCUGCAAUACAGGCUACACAAAGUCGAACAUGUAGGAGUCGAUCGGUUGAGCAUGAUCAUCAUUACGUUGACACGCCUGAGACAUUGAGAAAAAAACUAAAUGCUGCUCGUUUACGCAUAUCAAAGUUCCAGUCUGAACGAAAAUGUAUGGUGCAACAGGUGAAAAGGUUGAAGGUAGCUAUCAAAUCAAUGAAGUCUGUGAUUGAAGCCUUGCAGGGAAAGAAAAUGGCCUCUGAAACAGGUUUGUACAGUCUGUCAGUUUGGGAGUCGAAACAGCUGAAAUGUUCACUCGUAUGAUUGAAAAUAAAAUUGAAAAAAAAAAAAAACCUAUGCCGACAAAAGUACCUACCUGAGCUCCGAAGCUUCGCUUUAACCGUCCACUUUUACUCUCCAAAUGCAUAUAAUUACGUUCGUGAAACUUUUAAUUCUGCACUCUCCCGCUCAUCUGUACUGCGAUCCUGGUAUGGUAGUGUCAAUGCAGAACCUGGCUUUUCGGUGGAGUAUUUCAAAACUCUA
Molecule: messenger RNA, 1011 nt
Organism: Diprion similis
Lineage: Eukaryota; Metazoa; Arthropoda; Insecta; Hymenoptera; Diprionidae
Product: THAP domain-containing protein 5-like
Exons: 4
Coding region: 1-792 (263 amino acids)
Source: RefSeq, a predicted model, not a curated record